ACACCUUGGUCGGGAGCAUUCACUUCCAUUGCGCGUUUGAUUUGCUGAUUUGCUGAAGCUGUUAUCUAUUUUUAAUUGUACAUUUAAAUCUAAAAUAUGGAUUCAAACAACAACAAGCGACAAUUGCCGUGGGAUGGUUAUGGCGUUGCCGCUAGUCCGGGUUUCAGCGGGGCUGAAAAAAAACCACUGAUCUCAAACAUCGGAACAGCUCCUACAACGCCGGCAAGUGGCAUUCAGAAUGAUUAUUUCCGAAACCUAAUUAAAUGCAGGAGAGGUCCAGCCGCCAAACCUAGAACAACUACGAAAACAGCACCAAGGAUAUUAGUAACGGGAACAACAAUAGCAACAACAACAACAUCCACCACAACGAACGGAGUAAAAACGAUGCUGACGAAACUUUCAACUGCUCCCACACCGUAUCGGCAAAAUUUGGAGGUAAAGUUUUUGCGCCCUUCGCCUGAGCGGUCCCAUUCAUACAGUAUUCAGCCCGAUGUGUCCAUUCCUGAACCCGUCGGCCUUCAGAAUCCUGCCCCACCGAAGUCGAAUGAAUCCUACUCAGGCCAAGAGCAGUCCAGCUCCAGCAUGCUAGCAAUAAUUACUAAGAAGCUAGAGGGGUUGGAGGCGGGCUUGCGGGAGCAGCAAAAUGUCCAGGAAGCCAAGCUGGACGAAAUUCUGCAAAAAGUGCAGCAAUGCCAGCAGCAGCAAGAUACGCACGGGCUAAUCCUCCGCAAGGUAGUGGGAGUGAUCCAGGUGGAGGUAGAACAAAUCAAGGAUGUGGUUUGCGAAAAGCCUCCUAUAACCACUUUCACACUGCCAGACCAUUUUUCGGUGACCCCGAUGAGCACAGAAAAUGAUAUUACACAAUUUGAUCAGAAACUGGCUGACCCAGCAUACAUGAAAGAUGUGAGCAGCUGGUUGCAUCAGCAGAUUGUAGAAUUGGUGCCCCAUAAGCGUAUGAACGAGGCCAAAGAUAUAUUAUUCACUCCCGAUGGUCUGGCGCUGUGUGGAUGGUCGGGCAAGACAAAAAAAAUUGAAUUUAGAAAACUAAAAAAUAUGUUGGAUCUGUUCGCGAAAAUAGGUACCAACGAACGGCAAACCACCACUUACUUGGGAGUCAAAGAUUUUUUUCUUAAAAAAUUGCGUUACGCUCCGUCCAAUGCGGCUAGGCGUAGUACUUUGUAGAGCUGAGUUCAUUAUGUUAUGAGGUUAUAGUAGGUCGAUAUUUUAUAUAACAAACUAGUUAAUGGGAGGCAUAUAAGAAUUUCAUUUUUAUCGCCAUUUUUGUUGUUGGAUUCUUUGUAAAAGAUUUUGUUUUUUUUUUUGGAUUUAUAACAUACAUUGAAGUAUAUUGAGU
Messenger RNA from Anopheles arabiensis, 1354 nucleotides. RefSeq lists its product as uncharacterized. The record is from RefSeq and is a predicted model, not a curated record. The coding region runs from base 97 to 1182 and encodes 361 amino acids. The transcript is spliced from 2 exons. Lineage: Eukaryota; Metazoa; Arthropoda; Insecta; Diptera; Culicidae.